GUAGCGUUAGCAUUGGACCUGCUACGUGUCCAGUGGGACCGCGAACGCACCAGAGGCUGUUGUCAAGAGCCACGCAGAGGCUGUCUGUGCUGAUCGCGUUAAAGUGAAGCUAACUCCGGGUUAAUCCUCGCGUGACAGUGUUGUCUCUGCGACAUCACGAAAAUGUUCGGGUAUGUGUGGCAGUACGUCUACACGUCCUUCCUGAGGUACUGGCUGAAGUGGCUCCUCAGACAGGUGACGGGGAAAUGUGAACUGCAGAGAAUAUGCUCCAGAUGCAAGCCGGGGGCCACAAGGACAACGAAAGCAGAAUACUCCCUGCGAUCUUCUAGGAGCAAGCUUUUAAGAGGAGCUGUGGAAAGCAGCAAGGAUAACAUAGAAAUAUGUGUGGAUCAAAUUAUGAAAGAGAAGAAGGUCAAACCCCAGAAAGAUCCCCUGUUCAAGCAGAGCCUGCACACCUGUGUGUUACAAAUAACAGGAUACGGACGUCUGUACACAUCUGUGGAAGAAUUGAGAAAAGAGGUUUUCAGCUCGGACAACGCAGAACACGAGGCCAUGCUUUUGAAGCUGUGGGACCUGCUGAUGCCGACAGUCAAACUGGAAUCAAGAUUAACCAAACAGUGGGGAGACAUCGGAUUCCAAGGAGAUGACCCCAAGACGGACUUCAGAGGAAUGGGCCUGCUGGGACUUAUCAACCUUGUGUUUUUCAGUGCAAACCACACAGAAGAGGCUCGACAGGUGUUGUCUCAUGCAAACCAUCCUAAACUAGGGUAUUCGUAUGCCAUAGUUGGGAUCAACCUGACAGAGAUGGCCUACAGCCUCCUGAAGAGUGGAGCUUUGAAACCACAUUUCUACAACACAGUCCAGGGCCCAGCGGAGCUCCAGCACUUCCAUCAGCUGUACUGUUACCUGGCGUACGAAUUUGACAAGUUCUGGGUGUUAGAAGAACCGGAAAGCAUCAUGCAGUUCAAUCAGUACAGGGAAAAAUUCCAUAACGUAGUCAAGACACAGCUACAGGACCCCGAUGUUUCCCUCACAAUGGCUGUCCAUUCCAAAAACUAAGAUAAAGAAAAAGGACUGAAGUGGAUUAACAUGCCCCACCUGAGCUCCCCAUAGCCCCUGACAUUGUUUCGUCAGGUACAGGGAGGUUCAGCAGACUCAGCUGCGACUCCUCAGAAACUCAAACUUUUGUGAUUCGUAAGUUCUGAUCGUGUUAUAGUCAAACUUGGUAGUUUUAAAGUAGAGCACAAAUAUACUGCCCUAUACCUCAGAAAUGACUGUUCGAGUGGUCACCUGUUUUUAAUAAAGGGGGGAGGAGAGCUGCCACUGCAGAGGAGUGUGGUGGCAAUAAGAGCUCUGUUUUUUUUGGAAGCACUUUCAGUAAGCAGACAGCCAAAUAGUUUUUGUUACAGUUGUUGAAAAACACUGAUUAACCACCAUGUUUUUAGCUGUGUCGUUUGUAUUUGUUCUCACAGUUGUCCUGCUCAGGAAUUUGAUAUUUAUGACCUAGACUGAAACUUCUUUAAUUCCAGUGUGGCGUUCUCAUCUUGUUUAACAUCCCCACUUAUACCAUUAAUGGUAUCUUUGCUAUGUGAUGAUAAUGAUGUCGAUCUAAAACCUUUUGUUUUAAUGAAUUUGAAUAUCUAAAGACUGAUAUUUCUUUUUUGUGAUUGGCUUUCAGGGGGGAAUCAUGUAACGAUUAACACGCCUCACUCAAAACCAAUAAAUACACGUUUGGAUGUUUUGAAA
Molecule: messenger RNA, 1746 nt
Organism: Pleuronectes platessa (European plaice)
Lineage: Eukaryota; Metazoa; Chordata; Actinopteri; Pleuronectiformes; Pleuronectidae
Gene: elmod2
Product: ELMO/CED-12 domain containing 2
Exons: 9
Coding region: 163-1059 (298 amino acids)
Cellular component (GO): membrane
Molecular function (GO): GTPase activator activity
Source: RefSeq, a predicted model, not a curated record